Microthlaspi erraticum is the source of this 1431-nucleotide messenger RNA. The record is from the annotation of a GenBank genome assembly. Lineage: Eukaryota; Viridiplantae; Streptophyta; Magnoliopsida; Brassicales; Brassicaceae.
AUGGUCCAAAACCAGCAAAUACCUUUCGCCGUCGACAUGCCACAAAACGGCGGCUCCAAGUGCUUCGACGACGACGGAAAAAACAAAAGAACUGGUAGUGUUUGGACGGCGAGUGCGCACAUAAUAACGGCGGUGAUAGGUUCCGGAGUUUUAUCACUUGCAUGGGCCACGGCGCAGUUAGGUUGGAUCGCCGGACCGGUGGUGAUGUUGCUCUUUUCCAUCGUCACUUAUUUCACAUCUACUCUCCUCGCCGCCUGUUACCGCUCCGGUGACCCUAACUCCGGAAAGAGGAACUACACUUACAUGGACGCCGUCAGAUCAAAUCUCGGUGGCGUAAAGGUCAAGUUAUGUGGUACUGUUCAAUAUCUUAACCUCUUUGGUGUUGCAAUUGGCUACACAAUUGCCUCAGCUAUAAGCAUGAUGGCAAUAAAGAGAUCAAACUGUUUCCACAAGAGUGAUGGGAAAGAUCCAUGUCAAAUGAACAGUAACCCUUACAUGAUAGCUUUUGGAUUAGUCCAGAUAAUAUUCUCUCAGAUUCCAGAUUUCGACCAACUUUGGUGGCUCUCUUAUCUUGCCGCCGUUAUGUCUUUCACUUAUUCCUCUGCCGGUCUCGCUCUCGGCAUCGCCCAAGUCAUAGAAAAUGGGAAAGUAAAGGGAAGUCUCACAGGGAUUAGCAUAGGAGCAGUGACAGAGACACAGAAGAUUUGGAGAACCUUCCAAGCUCUUGGAGACAUUGCUUUUGCUUACUCUUACUCCAUCAUUCUCAUUGAGAUUCAGGACACAGUGAAGUCACCACCAUCAGAAGAGAAAACAAUGAAGAAAGCAACGCUUGUGAGCGUAGGUGUAACGACUAUGUUCUAUAUGUUGUGUGGAUGCAUGGGAUACGCAGCGUUUGGAGACAUGUCACCCGGAAAUCUCUUAACCGGUUUCGGUUUUUACAACCCUUAUUGGCUUCUUGACAUUGCAAAUGCUGCCAUUGUUGUUCACCUCGUUGGUGCAUACCAAGUCUAUUGCCAACCUUUAUUUGCCUUCAUCGAGAAGCAAGCUUUGAUUCGGUUCCCAAAUAGCGAGUUUAUAUCUAAAGAUAUCAAAAUCCCUGUUCCUGGUUUCAAACCUUUCCGUUUAAACUUCUUCAGGUUGAUAUGGAGGACAGUGUUUGUGAUAAUAACGACAGUGAUCUCAAUGCUUCUUCCGUUUUUCAACGACGUUGUGGGGCUGCUCGGAGCACUAGGGUUUUGGCCGUUGACGGUGUAUUUUCCGGUGGAGAUGUACAUUGAGCAGAAGAAGAUAGCUAGAUGGAGCACUAGAUGGGUUUGUCUUCAAGUAUUUAGCUUAGCUUGUUUGGGAGUUAGCAUUGCUGCAGCUGCAGGGUCUAUAGCUGGAGUUGUUCUUGAUCUCAAGUCUUACAAGCCAUUUCAAAGCAGUUACUGA